Penicillium malachiteum is the source of this 1131-nucleotide messenger RNA. Its product is annotated as NIPSNAP family protein. Lineage: Eukaryota; Fungi; Ascomycota; Eurotiomycetes; Eurotiales; Aspergillaceae. The coding region runs from base 1 to 1131 and encodes 376 amino acids. The transcript has 2 exons. The record is from RefSeq and is a predicted model, not a curated record. Gene Ontology annotation, cellular component: mitochondrion.
AUGUUGGGUCCGCGAUUUCUCCGCCCAGCUUCAUCGCUGGUGCGGCCCUUCUCCUCCUCCGCCGUGUUCUCUCGUUCCCCCUCCAUCAGAGAUGUGACAUCUAGCUCCGCCGAGGAGUUCAACCGGAGACAGAAAGAGUUUCGCGAGAACCUCGAAGAGGCUCGCAAGAGAAAAGAGCAGCAAGAGAGUCAGUCUGUCAAUGUUUCUGCCUCGUCCCCUUCUACCCGUGAGUCUGCUCCCACUGCUCCGCAUGUGAGCAAUGCGAGUACUUUGGAUCGAAUUCGUCCGGCCUAUGAUGCCGCUGAAGCUCUAGACCAUAAGGCAUUGGGCUCACUCGCCAUGCACCGCUAUUUAGGAGAUGAACAAGCCCAGGAGAACGUGAACAAGCGUGGUCCGCUUUCCUCGCUUAUCUACGGUACUAAAGAAGGCCAGCACUUCGAUAAGGAUAUUGAGCGCUCGUUUUCGCAGGUGCUUGCCCGUGGCAAGUACGUACACUCCGUCGUUUUUCACGAUGUGAAGCCCGAUAAAGUCGAUGAAUAUGUCGACCUCGUGGGCCAGUGGUACCCCCGUAUGGCGGGUACGGAAGAGAACAAGGUCAAUCUAGUGGGCAGUUGGCGAACACAAGUUGGCGACAAUGAUACUUUUGUUCACAUCUGGGAAUACCAACGCUACGAAGGCUACCACACCUCUCUGCACAACAUCUCUAUUCAUCCUGAAUUCCGCGAGUUCGAUCGCAAGCUGAAGAGCUUGAUCAAGAGCAAGAAGACAUCCCUUAUGCAAGAGUUCUCAUUCUGGCCGACCACGCCUCCACGCCGUCUGGGUGGGCUUUUCGAACUUCGAUCAUACACCCUGCACCCUGGUAACCUACUUGAAUGGGAGACACACUGGCGUCGUGGCCUGUCUGCUCGCCGAGAGGUUAUGGAAGGCGUGGGCGCAUGGUUCGUUCAGAUUGGAGACUUGAACACUGUACACCACCUGUGGCAAUUUGCCAACCUGGAAGAGCGUAAGAUCCGCCGUGAGCAGUCAUGGGGCGUUGAAGGCUGGGCGGAGACCGUGCAUAAGACUGUUCCCCUCAUCCAGUCGAUGCAGAGUCGGAUUCUCGUCCCGAUGCCGUGGAGCCCUGUGGGUUAA